This is a messenger RNA of Aspergillus calidoustus, 4569 nucleotides long. Lineage: Eukaryota; Fungi; Ascomycota; Eurotiomycetes; Eurotiales; Aspergillaceae. The record is from the annotation of a GenBank genome assembly.
GGAACAGCAACGGAGGCUCCGAAGUUCUUCACAGCAAUAAUUCCUUAAUGAUUUAUUACGAUUGAUGAUAUUGCGACUCUUAACUCUUAUACCACGCGGCUCUCUGAAUUCCACCUUUGUUUCUCGGGCGAUGUCGUCGCGCGCGCAACUUAGUCUAAGCGGAAUAGCAUAACCUGCCCCGACGGGGUCCCACGAAUUUCAACCGCGAUGCAGUGCUAUACUGAAUUACUCCCCCCGACGGGAGUCACUCAUGCAUUGGCCGUGCCCUUUCUCUCCGUAACGGCCAGUAACCUGAUCGUUGCCCGGACGUCGCAGCUUCAGAUAUUUUCCGUGCGCACUGUCCCGUCUCGCUCAGAGAAACCGGAUUCCGGAUUGAUUCACCAAGGGCAAAGCACGGACAAGCUGGUCUUGGAAAGGGAAUACUCGUUGCCUGGAACAAUAACGGAUCUUUGCCGCGUCAAGAUCCUGAAUACCAAAAGCGGCGGAGAGGGCGUACUUAUUGCCUUUCGUGAUGCUAAACUUAGCUUGAUCGAGUGGGAUCCAGAGCGUUACGGCAUCUGCACCAUCUCAAUUCACUAUUAUGAACGCGAUGAUAUGACCCGUAGUCCAUGGGCAUCUGACUUGGCCAACUACGGCAGUAUACUGAGCGCAGACCCGAGCAGUAGAUGCGCGGUUUUCCAGUUCGGGGCUCGAAACCUCGCCAUUAUACCAUUCCACCAGGCAGGAGAUGACCUAGUGAUGGACGAAUAUGGAGCAAACCUUGAUGACGAGAAUCUAGAAAGCGGUGGCUCAAAGAUUCGCGAUGAAACUAAAGACAAAGUCGCUACUGCACAUCAUACUCCUUAUGCUUCAUCAUUCGUCUUACCAUUGACUGCGCUGGAUCCAUCAAUCAUUCAUCCCAAAAGUCUAGCUUUUCUCUAUGAGUAUAGGGAGCCAACUUUUGGUAUAUUGUACUCGCAGGUCGCAACUUCAACGGCUCUACUCCACGAACGGAAGGAUGUUGUCUAUUACACGGUUUUUACACUUGAUUUGGAACAGCGAGCCUCUACAACCUUACUUUCCGUUACUAGACUACCUAGCGACUUGUUCAAAGUGGUGGCUCUGCCACCCCCUGUCGGCGGGUCGCUACUUAUCGGAUCUAACGAACUCGUGCAUGUCGACCAGGCAGGCAAAACCAAUGCUGUGGGGGUCAACGAGUUCUCUAGACAGGCAUCUUCUUUCUCUAUGACUGAUCAAUCAGACUUGUCUCUACGGUUGGAAAACUGUGUCGUGGAGAGGGUUUCUGAGGGUAAUGGAGAUCUGCUUUUAGUCCUCUCCACCGGGAAAAUGGCGAUUGUUAGCUUUAAGCUUGACGGGAGGUCAGUCUCUGGAAUCUCUGUUGUUCUCCUAGCAAAGAAAACAGAAUCUUUCAUGUCUUCUACCGCCUCGUCCUCUGCUUUCCUCGGUGACGGGAGGGUCUUCUUUGGUAGCGAGGAUGCGGAUUCCGUGCUUUUGGGUUGGCCACAUGCUUCUUCGUCCACGAAGAAGUCCAAAUCCCUGGCGAAACAUACGGCGAAUGCUUCAGGAGACCUCUCGGACGAUAGCGAUGAUGACGUCUAUGAGGAUGAUCUCUAUUCUUCUGCGCCUGACACAACAACGAACAAUCGACAGGCUCAGGCGAUCAAUUCUUCUUCCGCAGGGUUGGAAAGUCUACAGGUUCACGACAGGCUGUUUAGCCCUGGUCCUAUACGCGACAUUGUGAUGGGAAAGAACUCCGCAGUCAUUACGGACGGCGGGCAAUCAGAGAACAAGGUAUCUGAUCUUGAACUCGUUGCAGCGCAGGGCUCUGAUGAGGGUGGCGCAUUGGUAGUUAUGAAUCGGGAAAUUGACCCAUUGGUUCUUGAUUCAAUGCGCACGGAUUCAGCGGAUGCUCUCUGGACGGUCUCUAUAGCCCAACCCCUAGGCGGUGACAAUGAGCAAAGAUAUCGCGACUUUGUCAUAUUAUCAAAGCAAGAAGGUGCCGACAAGGAGGAAUCUGAGGUGUUCAUCCUAGAAGAUGGAUUGAAACAAUUCCCGGCGCCAGAGUUCAACCCUAACCACGACUUGACUGUAGAAAUCGGAGCUUUGCCGAGCAAGAAAAGAGUGAUUCAGAUCUUACGGAAUGAGGUCCGAAGUUAUGAUGCUGACCUGGGGUUGGCCCAGAUUUAUCCUAUAUGGGAUGAUGAGACCAACGAAGAACGGGUGGCUGUCAGUGCCAGUAUUGCGGAUCCUUAUCUGGCUAUCAUACGUGACGAUUCAUCGUUAUUGCUACUCCAAGUCGAUGAAAGCGGUGAUCUAGAUGAAGUGGCGGUACCGGAAGAUGCCGCCGCUCGAAAGUGGCUGUCCGCUUCCAUAUACCUCGACAAGAAUGGCCUUUUCGCGUUUUCAAAGCCUAAUACAUCCAACUCGCCCGAGGGCAGCACGGUUUUAUUCCUGCUGAGUCAAGAUCACCAAUUAUUUAUAUACCAAUUGCCAGACCAAAAGCUUGCCUCAAUCAUUGAAGGUGUCAGUUGCUUGCCGCCUAUCCUGUCGACUGAGCUACCGAAACGAUCUACUACGCGCGAGCGUUUGGUACAGGUAACUGUUGCAGACCUCGGUGAUCUCUGGAGCAGUAUGCCCUACCUGAUUUUGCGGACCGAGACCGAUGACAUCGUGGUGUAUAGACCGUUCCUCGGUACCUCUCCCGGCGAGGAACCAGGUGGCCUCAAGUUCUUUAAAGAGUCGAACCAUGUUCUUCCAAGUAUUCCUACCAAGGCAGAUGACGAGCAGUCAAACUUGAAGCCUCUUCGCAUUCUAACGAACAUCUCGGGGUACUGCACCAUCUUCCUGCCUGGGCCGUCAGCGGGGUUUGUCUUUCGGACUCCAACGGCUUCGCCUCAUUUUAUGCGUCUAAGAGGUGGUCAUGUCGGAGGCCUUGGGUCCUUCAGUAGCCCCGAUAAAGGAUUCGCGUAUCUUGACUCGAAUGGUGUCGUCCGGCUCGCAAAACUGCCUAGAGAAACACAACUAGGACACCCAUGGACAAUGAGAAGGGUGCCGAUAGGGGAGCAGAUUGAUCAGCUAACGUAUUCCUCUGCUUCUGAAACGUACGUCCUGGGUACCUGCACGCGAGCCUCGUUCAAAUUACCAGACGACGAUGAGUUACACCCCGAAUGGCGGAACGAAGUGAUAUCUUUUUUACCUGAGGUGGAUCAAAGCUCUCUGAAAGUUGUCAGCCCCAAAACAUGGUCUGUGAUUGAUAGUUAUUCUCUCGAUCCCACCGAACACAUUAUGGCCAUGAAGACCAUGAGCCUUGAGGUGUCUGAGAAUACACAUGAACGCAGGGACAUGGUUGUGGUAGGCACUGCAAUCACGCGCGGUGAAGACAUACCUUCGCGGGGCUGCAUAUAUGUCUUUGAGGUGAUCAAAGUGGUCCCUGACCCGGAGCACCCGGAAACAGACCGUAAGUUGAAGCUUAUCGGCAAAGAACCUGUCAAGGGAGCCGUGACGGCACUCUCCGAGAUUGGUGAACAGGGCUUCCUGAUCGCCGCUCAAGGACAAAAGUGUUUAGUUAGAGGCCUCAAGGAGGACGGGUCCCUUUUACCGGUUGCAUUCAUGGAUAUGCAAUGCUAUGUUAGCGUGACCAAGGAGCUCAAAGGAACCGGAAUGUGUAUCCUAGGAGAUGCCGUCAAAGGUAUCUGGUUUGCAGGCUACUCGGAGGAGCCCUAUAAAAUGAGCCUCUUCGCCAAGGACCUCGAUUAUCUCGAGGUAUCAGCGGCAGACUUCCUCCCGGACGACAACAAGCUCUUCAUCGUCGUCGCCGACAGCGAAUGCAAUCUCUACAUCCUCCAAUACGAUCCUGAAGACCCCAACUCCUCCAACGGCGACAAACUCCUCAACCGCAGCAAAUUCCACACAGGCAACUCCAUCUCAACCGUAACCCUCCUCCCGCGCACCCUCGUCUCCUCCGAGCGCGCCAUCUCCGGCUCCAGCCCAGACGACGAAAUGGACAUUGACAGCGCCGCCCCGCUCCACCAAGUUCUCGUCACCUCCCACAACGGCUCCAUCGGCCUCGUCACCUGCGUCCCCGAGGAAUCCUACCGCCGCCUCUCGGCUCUCCAGUCUCAACUCACUAAUACGCUCGAACACCCCUGCGGUCUGAACCCCAGGGCGCACCGCGCUGUUGAGAGCGAUGCCAGUGCCGGAAGGGGCAUGCUUGAUGGCAACUUGCUCUUCCAGUACCUGGAUAUGAGCAAGCAGCGAAAGGCCGAGAUCGCUGGGCGGGUUGGCGCGAAGGAGUGGGAGAUUAGGGCGGAUCUUGAGGUUGUUGGCGGAGAUGGGCUUGGGUACCUUUGAUUGAUGAAACUGAAAAAGGCAGAUACUUGCUGAGCGUGGUUGGAGCAAUUGGCGGGAUUUCUACUAAUCUGGGCUGUUUUCUAACAUAUCUGAGGUUUUCGUGUAAUGAACAAAAUAUAUACUAGACCGCGUAUGCCUACCUACAUAUGCUUCCUUAUACAUUCGUUUCUGCAUUAUUAUUCGAUCUCCAAGAACCUUCUUUUUUUUUUUUUUUUGUUU